Molecule: messenger RNA, 723 nt
Organism: Argentina anserina (silverweed cinquefoil)
Lineage: Eukaryota; Viridiplantae; Streptophyta; Magnoliopsida; Rosales; Rosaceae
Product: nicotine N-demethylase CYP82E3-like
Exons: 1
Coding region: 1-723 (240 amino acids)
Molecular function (GO): monooxygenase activity; oxidoreductase activity, acting on paired donors, with incorporation or reduction of molecular oxygen; iron ion binding
Source: RefSeq, a predicted model, not a curated record
AUGACAAAAAAGAGGGAUGUUGCACUCAGCAUAAAACAAGAAGACAGAGAACAGGGAUGUUGCACUCCCUCAAUAGUUAGCUUAACAUGGAUUCUCUCUUUACUACUAAACAACAAACGUACUUUGAAGCUAUCCCAAGAAGAAUUAGAUCGAACAGUUGGUAGACAUAGAUGGGUGCAAGACACUGACAUUAAAAAUCUGGUGUACCUCCAAGCCAUUGUCAAAGAAACACUGCGUCUAUAUCCACCAGCUCCACUCUCUCUUCCACAUGUAGCAAUGGAGGACUGCAAAGUCGGCGGCUUUCACAUUCCAAAGGGCACUCAUUUGUUUGUGAAUCUGUGGAAGUUACAUAGAAACCCAAGUGUGUGGGCCAGCCCUGAAGUGUUUUCACCAGAAAGAUUUCUUACAAGCCAAGCAAACGUAGACGCUUCAGGUCAACAUUUUGAGUUCAUUCCUUUUGGGGCUGGGAGGAGAAUUUGCCCAGGUAUCACUUUUGCAUUUCAGAUUAUGCAUAUAACAGUUGCGAGGUUUAUUCAAGGGUUCGAGUUGGCAACACCAUUGGACAUGAGAGCAGUUGAUAUGACUGAAGGAUUAGGGAUUACUUUGCCAAGGGCAACUGCACUAGAAGUUAUCCUAACCCCACGCUUGGCUUCUGGAUUAUAUAUCGACAUGGGUGACACUAAUCACAAAAUUAGUACUAUUUCCAAGGAUGUGGUCAAAUAA